UAAUGUCUCUCCCCUCUCUUGGCAGCGUAAUUUGAUCUUUCUUUCUUUCUUUCUUUACCUAUCUAUUAUCAUUACUUUAUACUGUAUACUGUAUAAUUUGUAUAGUAUAUAAGCUAUUAAUUAUUAUGUUUAAAUCUUUGUUGUAGGCAAUUGUUGGGAUGCCCCUCGUCGCGUGACUUACUGGCUAAUCUAUCCCGGAACUCCUUGCUAUCCAGCCGCAUGUGUCACGUGCACGCGAACCCCCGAUUUUCCGAUUAAGCUUUAUUUUAGAUAAACCCCUCCUUUUAUAUGGUUGGAUGAACUAAAACUGGAAGACUAUAUAAGGUGAUAAAUUGUGAGCCAUUGAAUUGAAAAAAUUUUGUUAUUUCUAUAUACCUCCAUAAUAGUAACUGAUUAAAAUGCUUUCAACAAUUAGACAGUCAAAAUUCAUUCAUCGUAGUAUAAGAUCAUCGAUUACUCUCCCAAUUUUGUCAAACUUGAGUUCAAGAAAUUCAUUAAGAUUUAAUUCUGGUAGUGUUCAAGAUAAUUUUCAUCGACCUGAUGUUGCUGGAUCGGAUGAUGCAGCCGAUGCAGCGGAUGCUGCUGCCACUAUAUUAGCUGAUUCAAGAGAUAGUCAAAAGCAACCAAAUAAAGUUACUUGGAUUGAUGCAUUAAGAGAACGAGAAAAACAAUUAAAAGAAGGUAAAGUUCUUGAUAGUUAUAGUUAUGUAACACCUAAGACAACUGAAAUUAGUGAAAAGACUCGAGCCGAUUCAUUUUCUUAUUUAAUUUUACCAUUUAAAGAAGAUCAAUGGUUAUGUGAUGCAUAUAUAAAUGCUUAUGGUAGAUUAAGAGCAGGACAAUUAUUUCAAGAUUUAGAUGCUUUAGCAGGUAGAAUUGCUUAUAGACAUUGUUCACCUGCUGAACCAGUCAAUGUUACUGCUAGUGUUGAUAGAAUUUAUAUGGUUAAAAAAGUUGAUGAAAUUAGUAAUUAUAAUUUUGUUUUAGCUGGUGCAUGUACUUGGACUGGUAGAUCAUCAAUGGAAAUUACGGUUAGAGGUUAUGCAUUUGAAGAUAGUGUACCAGAAAAUAUUACUGAAGAUACUUUACCAAAAUCUAAUAUAUUUUUAACGGCAAAUUUUACAUUUGUUGCAAGAAAUCCAAUUACUCAUAAAUCAUUUGCAAUAAAUAGAUUAUUACCAGUUAAGGAACAAGAAUGGUUAGAUUAUAGAAGAGCAGAAUCUCAUAAUGCCAAAAAGAAACUUGCAGGUAAAAAGGCAACAUUAAUUCAACCAACUGAUGAAGAAAAUAGAUUAAUUUAUGAUAUGUGGUUAUCAUCAAAAUCAUUUGAAAAUAGAGAACAUCCAAAGGGAAUUGAAUUUAUGAAAGAUACUAAAAUAUCUUCAACAAUUUUUAUGCAACCUCAAUAUAGAAAUAGACAUUCCUAUAUGAUUUUUGGAGGUUAUUUAUUAAGACAAUCAUUUGAAUUAGCUUAUUGUUGUGCGGCAGGAUUUUCAGGAGCAGGUCCAAGAUUUGUUUCAUUAGAUUCAACAACUUUUAAAGCUCCUGUACCGGUAGGUUCAGUAUGUUCAAUGGAUGCUUCAAUAUCUUAUACAGAACAUAUUCAUGAAGGUCCUGAAGAUAUUGAUGCCGAUUCUCCAUUUAAUUUUAGAUUACCUGCAACAAAUACUUUAUCAAAAAAUCCUGAAGCAUUUUUAUCGGAACCAGGUACUUUAAUUCAAGUUAAAGUUGAUACAAGAAUUAGAAAUGUUGAUACUGGUGAAGGUAAAGAAUCAGGAACUUUUAUUUAUUCAUUUUUUGUUCCCAAGGAAUCUUAUGGAAAUGGUAAUAAUAAGAAUGGUUAUACAUCAGUAAUUCCUCAAACUUAUUCAGAAAUGAUGACUUAUAUUGGAGGUAGAAGAAGAGCUCAAGAUACGGCUUAUUAUGUUGGUACAUUACCUAAGCCAACUACAACUACAACUGAUUAACUAAAGUAAUUAAGUAAUCGAAUAUAUUAUACAGGCUACUAAUAAAUAUAAAAACAACACUAAAAACGACGUAGAGAAUCCGGAAA
This is a messenger RNA of Scheffersomyces amazonensis, 2053 nucleotides long. RefSeq lists its product as uncharacterized. The record is from RefSeq and is a predicted model, not a curated record. Bases 399 to 1967 code for a protein of 522 amino acids. Gene Ontology annotation, molecular function: fatty acyl-CoA hydrolase activity. Gene Ontology annotation, biological process: acyl-CoA metabolic process. Lineage: Eukaryota; Fungi; Ascomycota; Pichiomycetes; Serinales; Debaryomycetaceae. Gene Ontology annotation, cellular component: mitochondrion. The transcript has a single exon.